AUGGGGAAUCUUCAGAUCUGCGGCUGCCUCCUCCUCUUCCUCGCCGCCGCCGUCCUCCGGAGCUCGGCCAUCGUCUUCGCCCCAGCGGACAAAUACCUCCUCGAUUGCGGCGCCACCUCCCCGACUACGCUCGACGACCGCCGUGUCUUCCUCCCCGACGAUUGCUCCUCGACAUCCACCUCCUCCUUCGCCCUCCUCUCUUCCCAGGAUUCAACCCCCGUUGAAGAUCCCAACCCUUCCACUGCCGCCGUCUCCGACCUCUACCGCACGGCUAGGAUCUUCUCGGCGCCUACGUCGUACCGCUUCCGCAUCAGGGACAGGGGCGCCGCCCACCUCGUCCGCCUCCACUUCCGGUCCUUCUCGUCCCCGUCGCACAACCUCUCCGCGGCGCGUUUCCAUGUCGUGGCGGGUCGCUUCGUCCUCCUCAGCAAUUUCAGCCUGGUGAGUGUUGACGGCGGUCCCCUGCUGAAGGAAUACAUUUUUACGGUGGAAUCCGAUUACCUCGUGAUCACGUUCGCUCCGGCCGAUGCUUCUUCGUUGGCAUUUGUUAAUGCUAUCGAGGUCUUCUCUGGGCCGACAGACCUCAUUUCCGAUCUUGCGUGGUCAGAGGCAGAUAAUGACUACAAGAAUUGGGGUCUGUCGGGGCAGGCCUUGGAGACUUUGUACAGGAUCAACGUUGGUGGUGCCAAGGUGACUUCAUUUAACGAUACCCUGUGGAGGACUUGGAAGGCUGAUGAUGCCGACUUCCUCAAGUCAGGGAUCUCCACGUCAAGAACUGUCGCCUUCAGUGGCCGGGUAAAUUACAGGGAAGGUGGUGCUAGCCGUGAGGUAGCCCCUGACCAUGUGUAUGCCACUUCCAGGGUGACAGAUUCCAAUUUGACUUGGGUGUUCCAUUUGAAUCCUGGUUACAAGUACCUUGCUCGGAUGCAUUUCUGCGACAUCGUUAGUUUGGCCCUCAACCAAUUAUACUUCGACAUCAUGAUCAACGGGAAGGUUGUCUAUGAUAAUUUUGACCUCUCAAAAGCCACCGACCAAUCUCUGGCUUCUCCUUUUUACAUUGACUUCGUUGUGAGGCUGGACAACACGAGAUUCUUAACAGUUGGGAUCAGUUCUUCUAGGCUUGGUUUUCCAGCGAACAAUUUGGGCUUGUUGAACGGCUUGGAAAUCUUCAAGAUCAAUAACACAGUUGGGAGUCUUGAUGGGACGGUGUUGGCACAUGAAAUUUUGGAGGAUCACACGAAAGGAAAUUUUUUCAUGUUCCUUCGUUCACUAUUAUGCGGUUUCACUUUCAUAAGCUUGAUUGCUGUCGCAUUUAUGUUGGUGCAAUGGUUGAGGACGGAGACCAGGAGCCCUGUGGCAUGGUUGCCUUUGCCUGUUGAUGCUGAGGAAAGAAAACUGAUGCGUGAAAUUCCCAUUACUUCAGGUAAGACAGUGCAGUGA
Messenger RNA from Spirodela intermedia, 1440 nucleotides. The record is from the annotation of a GenBank genome assembly. NCBI's taxonomy places the organism in Eukaryota, Viridiplantae, Streptophyta, Magnoliopsida, Alismatales, Araceae.